This is a messenger RNA of Cuscuta campestris, 2891 nucleotides long. The record is from the annotation of a GenBank genome assembly. Lineage: Eukaryota; Viridiplantae; Streptophyta; Magnoliopsida; Solanales; Convolvulaceae.
GGGCCCAUUAUAAAUCCUCCAUGUGCGAUUGUGCGGGUGAAAGAUCACUGUAUCAGGGGAGGACUCAGCAGCUCCCAACCAUAUCAGUUCCCCGUUGCCGAGAAACGCGCGCGAGCUGAGAAGAUGGACGCGUCGCCGUCGUCAUUUUCGUCAUCUUCGCCGGCGCCGGCUUCGAAAGUACACCUAGCUCUCGCAGCGUUCUUCGGCGCGUCGGUGAUGGCCAUCUCCGCCUUCUACAUCCACAAGCGCAGCGUCGACCAAGCUCUCGAUCGCAUAAUCAACCUCCUCCGCCGCCAGCCUCCGUUCCCAUCGGCGGAAUCUGUGCCGGAAUCCGGCUCGGAAACGGAAGAAGUAAUUGAUAUCUUAAAUGACAGGAAUUUCCACAGCCGUCAUAAUCUAUCGGAAACUGCUGCUGUUCAGAACGGCGUCGUUUACCAUUGUGGCGAUAAGGUGUUGAUGAAAUACAGAGUUUCAUCUUCUAUGCCUAACACCGGUCUUUCUAACCAGUGGAUUGACGGGGACGCGAAUUCCGAUGGGCCGUUGGAGGCCACUGAAAUGAUGGAGCUCAAUACGCCUGCACCGUCUGAUUUGCCCUCUCUAAGAAUGAAUCACCCAGAAGGAGAAAACCAAUACAAUGAUGGUUUUGAUACGAAGGUACAUGUUAAGUCUGCUGGUAGGCAAAUGACUCCAAAAACCUCUAUUUCAAACACAUUGGAGGGUGAUCUCCAUGAUGAAGAAGAUGAGUUCCUUCAAGAAGAUAUGGAAAUCAUUCAUGAUGAUGAUAUCAUUCCAAAUGUCCAAAAUAAAUUAAUCACUCAGUCUCAAGCAGAAAAUGGCAUUCAUCAUCAUGGUCAGCCACAUAAAACAGUUACAGAUGAAGGAAAACCCAAUGUUGACCAUCAUGAUAGAAAGGCGGAUUCAAGUCUAGGACACAUUAAGGCCACCAACCACAUCUUUAGUGGUAUCUUACCCCAGGUGACUACAACGAAUGAGACAAUUAACAUUGAAGAGGAAGAGGUUUUGAAGAUGAUCCGUGAAUGUUUAGAUUUGAGACAAAGGUAUAUUUUCAAAGAAAGUACUGUUCCAUGGAUGAGGGCAGCAGAUGGCGAACCAAAUGUAAAAACGAACCCGUUUCAAUUUGUUCCUUGUGAAGCAACUGGUCACUAUUUUAAGAUGGUUGAUGGAGUAGUUCGUGUUUAUGCUAGUGAAAAUGAUACUGAAGAACUUUUCCCUGUUGCAAAUUCAACAACGUUUUUCACUGACAUGCACUGUCUCCUAAAAGUGAUGGCUGCUGGCAGUGUCCGUUCUGCUUGCCAUCACAGGUUGCGAUUGCUGGAGGAGAAAUUUCGGCUCCAUUUGCUGGUAAAUGCUGAUAGGGAAUUUUUAGCACAAAAGAGUGCACCUCAUCGUGAUUUCUACAAUAUCAGAAAAGUUGAUACACAUGUACAUCAUUCUGCUUGUAUGAACCAGAAGCAUCUCCUCCGGUUCAUAAAGUUAAAACUAGAAAAAGAACCUGAUGAGGUUGUUAUAUUCCGUGAUGGGCGGUAUCUCACGCUAAAAGAAGUCUUUGAGAGUUUGGACUUAACAGGGCAUGAUCUUAACGUUGAUUUGCUGGAUGUUCACGCUGAUAAAAGUACAUUUCAUCGUUUUGACAAAUUUAACCUCAAAUAUAAUCCUUGUGGUCAAAGCAGACUCAGAGAGAUCUUUCUGAAGCAAGACAACCUUAUCCAAGGUCGUUUCCUAGGCGAAGUGACAAAGGAAGUCUUGUCAGAUCUCGAAGCAAGUAAAUACCAGAUGGCUGAAUAUAGGAUAUCGGUUUAUGGAAGGAAACAAAGUGAAUGGGAUCAAUUAGCUAGUUGGUUCGUAAACAAUUCGAUUUAUAGUGAGAAUGCUGUUUGGUUAAUUCAGUUACCACGUCUAUACAAUAUCUACAGAAGCAUGGGAACUGUUACAUCCUUCCAGAAUAUUUUGGAUAACUUAUUCAUUCCUCUAUUUGAAGUCACUGUCAACCCAAAUUCACAUCCUCAAUUGCACUUAUUCCUAAUGCAGGUUGUCGGUUUUGACAUUGUUGAUGAUGAAAGUAAACCGGAAAGACGACCUACUAAACACAUGCCAACCCCAACUGAAUGGACAAAUGAGUUUAAUCCUGCAUUUUCCUAUUAUGCGUACUACUGUUAUGCAAACUUGUACACGCUCAAUAAGCUUCGUGAAUCAAAAGGAUUCCCAACAAUAAGAUUUCGACCUCAUUGUGGGGAGGCAGGGGACAUUGACCAUUUAGCUGCUGGAUUUCUUUUGUGUCAUAACAUUGCACAUGGAAUCAAUUUGCGCAAAUCACCUGUCUUGCAGUAUCUGUUCUUUCUCGCUCAGAUUGGACUGGCAAUGUCUCCUCUAAGUAACAAUUCACUUUUCCUGGACUACCAUCGCAAUCCCUUCCUUAUGUUCUUCCACCGUGGGUUGAAUGUUUCACUUUCAACUGAUGAUCCUUUGCAAAUUCAUCUGACAAAAGAGCCCCUAGUGGAAGAAUACAGUGUUGCAGCUAAGGUUUGGAAGCUGAAUUCAUGUGACCUUUGUGAGAUAGCGAGGAAUUCUGUUUACCAGUCUGGAUUUUCUCAUGCUGACAAGUUGCAUUGGCUUGGGAACAAAUAUUUCAAGAGAGGCCCGGAAGGGAAUGACAUUCACAAGACAAAUGUACCAAACAUGAGGAUUUCCUUUAGACAUGAUACAUGGAUGGAGGAAAUGCUGUAUGUGUAUAGAGGUAAAGCCAGCAUUUGUGAAGAAAUAGAUUACUGAUUGAAGAAUGCCCCUGCACUUUACCAGUGUGGACAAGUUUACUGACAACACUUGUAGGCAUUUUCACCGCCACCAGUGGCAUCGGUGAAAAAGUGUUGGUA